Messenger RNA from Argiope bruennichi, 1828 nucleotides. RefSeq lists its product as uncharacterized. The record is from RefSeq and is a predicted model, not a curated record. Bases 374 to 1828 code for a protein of 484 amino acids. Gene Ontology annotation, cellular component: RNA polymerase III complex. Gene Ontology annotation, molecular function: DNA binding. Gene Ontology annotation, biological process: transcription by RNA polymerase III. NCBI's taxonomy places the organism in Eukaryota, Metazoa, Arthropoda, Arachnida, Araneae, Araneidae. The transcript is spliced from 11 exons.
GAGCUAAUGUUUGAAAGCGCUUUUUUACUAAUAAAGUAAUUUUUUUAAUUAAAAAGUUCUUGUGCUAUCAGGAGCAGAUGGCAUGAAACCCCAUUUAUAGAACUUAUCUUAUUGGCAGAAAAAUCGCCAAGACACAAUCGGAAAGAACCAAACAAAUAGAUUUGCGAAUGAAAAAUCAUGCAAGAAAAGGGGAAAAGAAUUGUGCUACAUCUGUACUGAACGCACAGCACUAAAUUAAUUUGUUUCGGUGGUUAAAAUACAAAAUAACAAUUUGUUACAAAUAAGCAUAACUUUAAGUUUGAGACCUAGAAUAUCUUUUCGGAAUACAAAAUAAAGUUAUUACAGGAUUUGUUUAUACAGAUAUUCUUGACACAUGGAUUCUAAUGGAACUGAUAGUUCUAUUACUCUGGAUAUGAUACGAAAAACUGCAAUAAGUCGGAGAGGUGGAGUUAGAGUUCGAGGUGGAAGGCUACCUCCCAUCCGCAUCAGAGAUGUUGUACCAGCAUCUUCCACCAAAAAAGUGAUAGCUCCAAAAAUACCUCAAAGGCGUAUAGCAAUCAAGAAAGAAACUCCAGAGCCAUCUGAAGUAGCGGCAACAUUCUCUAAAGAUGAUCGAAGAGAUUUUCGAAAAUUUUCAGGUCGUGGAAGAGGCCAAAGAGUGUAUAUUCAGACCGAAGGCUCUUUUUUAGAACAAGGACCAGCCUUUAGGCUUAAAAAAGAUACCGUGGAACCGCAUUAUGAAAGAAUUCCUAGAUCAUCUUCCAGGAUGAAGAUGGGUAUGGAGACCAAAAUCAAUGCGAGCCAGAUUAACUUACUGCUGGAAGAAUAUGAUGAAAAGGACACAUGUUUAGAUUGCGAAAAUAACAUGCAACCAGUACGAUUUCCGUAUAUAAAAAGGGAAUUAAAACUAAAAAUUAAAGAAGAAAUCUUGGAUAAAGAAAAUGAGGAACAAAAAAUCAAAGAGGAAAUCGUAGAUAAUGAAGAUGCCGAACCGAAAAUUAAAGAGGAAAUCUUAGAUAAUGAAGAUGUCGAACCAAAAAUUAAAGAAGAAAUCGUCGACAAUGAAGAUGCUAAACCAAAAAUUAAAGAGGAAAUUGUAGAUAAUAAAGAUGUUGAAUCAAAAAUUAAAAAAGAACUAGAAGACGAGACUGAUUGGAAAAAGGGAAAUUGGAUAAAAACACCUAAGCAAGAAAUACCUGAUCCCCCAUUCUGUAGUUUAAUGGAAGCUAUGAAGCUAUCACAAGAGGACGAUAUGUUCCUUCUCUUCCAACUUUCUUCUUGCCUUCCUUUCAAAAUAUGCGACGAGAGUUCGAAUCAAUUAGCAAAAAAGGAUAAAAGUUCAUCUGGGCAAGGCGUAAAAGUUGAAAAUACACAAGAUGAAUCGAAGGGAACCAGCUUGAAAGAUAUGCCCGAAGGUUCAUUAGGGAAGUUUCAAAUAAUGAAAUCAGGCCGGAUGCGCUUGGCGCUAGGGUCGGUCGACAUAGCAAUAGAAAACGGAAUGAACGAAGGAAGUACGGCGGAAGUCGUAUCAGUUCCACUGGCAAAUGAUGAAGGCGAUUUCAUAGUUCUUGGUAAAAUUUGGCAAAAAAUGAUCAUGAGCUUCAUCAACGAGAGUGCAUUUGAUAACGACAAAUUUAGCGCGCAUCACAAUCUCGCACACUGCGAUUCUUCGAAGGAAUUGGAUUUGAAAUAUAUUGGGCACUCCGGUCCCGAAAUUGAAAUUUUACCAUCAGGCUAUCUCGAAUUUUUUGGUGAAGAUAUUAACAACGGUGGUACGUGUUUUAUGCUAACAUGGAUGAUAUAUGUUGAAAACGAUACUUUGUGCUGA